CGGCGAAUUGGCACCUGUCGGGAGAGGACGUGUACCAGUUUGAUUUCUCCUCCCUCUCCUCCCAAGGCUUCUUCCGCGUCCUCGUCGACCAUCUCGGCUCUUCCGAGGUCUUCUCCGUCAACGUCAACUCCCUCGACUUCGCGGCCUACACCACAGCUCGAGCGCUCUUCUACCAGAGGUGCGGGCAUGCAGGAGGGGUCUCUCCUCCCUUUGCGGACCCUAGGUUCCAGCGACCCGCCUGUCACCUCCACGACAGCGAGGAGGAGGGAGCUCAGGUCAGCGACGGAGUCUACCACGAGUCUAUCGCCUCCUCCCCACUGUAUGCUGGGGAAGAGCUGACGGCAAGCUGGAAGGACUGGAGGACGACGCCGCUCACUCGGGACAUGCAUGGAGGGCACCAUGACGCCGGCGACUUCAACAAGUACAUGCCGUCAGCUGGAGAGAUGCUGUGGUACCUCCUGCUCGGGCUCGAUCUCGAUCCUCAGAGGUUUGCUGAUGACGUGUGGGACAUUCCGGAGAGCGGAAACAACGUCCCGACCUGCUGGACGAGAUCAAGUGGGAGACCGACUUCUGGCUGAGAGUGAUGGCUGAUGAUGGAGGGAUGUACCACAAGGUAUCAGGAUGCAAUUUCUUCCAAGGUCUGCCUCAUCUAGAGCCAACCGUCCGCUACGCCUUCGCCAGGACGACUCACGACACCGCCAUCUUCGCUGCCGUCAUGGCGUCUGCCGCCCGUGCCUGGAAGCCAUACAACAGCUCGCUGAGCGACGCAUACCUGCACGCGGCCGAGCUAGCCUGGGAAUUCCUCCUCCUCCAUCCCGAGAGCCCCGUCGGAGGCUUCAAGAAUCCUCCCGGGAGCUGCGGAGGGACGGGCGAGUACAACGAUGAGUAUGACGGAGACAACCGGCUGUGGGCGGCAGCAGAGCUCUAUCGGACGACCGGGAAGGAGGGGUACCACACCUACUUCAAGGACUGGUACUCCAACAAGGUCUUCUACAACGGCAACAGCGGGAGCGGAACUGGACACUACACGGAGGUGUACUGGGCUUACGUCAUGUCGGACCAUCCCGACGUCGACAAGAAAGUCCAGCAGGAUUUGACCAGCAUCCUUCUCAGCUCUGCCUACAACCUCGCUCAGAGGCACGAGGCCUGCCCGUACCGCAGCGCCUCGAGACUCGACGUCGCGUCCUGGGUCGGGUGGGGGUCCUUCACCUACGGUUCCCGGGACUCGCUGCAGAUGCUCAUGGGCUGGCGGCUCAACGGCGAUCAGAGCCUCCUCCUCACGGCGCUUGCCAACCUGGACAGCCAGUACGGCGCCAACCCACUCUCCUUCUCCUUCGUCACCGGGCUCGGCGUCAGGUCCCCCCGGAGACCAACGUGCGUGACUUGCAUGUACGACGACGAGGAGGAGCCGUACCCCGGCAUCCCAGUCUUCGGGCCCUUCGCCCAUCUGUCCAACGGUCAUCCCUACUACUCCAUCGUCCAGCACGACGCCAACAACUUCCCCUACUUGUGGAACCUCGACGACGCUGUUCCCAUCCUCAGGAGGUACAUCGACGAGCCCAAAAUCAUCCCGGAGAGCGAGUACUCCAUAGGCUCCAUCGCCCACACCCUCGUCGCCGUCAACUUCUUCGCGAGCUUCUCGGGCGGACCGAGGAGGUUUUUCUUCGACAGCGCCCUCCUCCUUAACCGAACCGACGUCCCCGCGGCCCUGAGCAGGAGGAGGCAGGCGGGGAAGCAGCGGCAGGGGAAGAUGAGGAGUGUCAGCAGCGCCGUGACGCAGAACUGGAUCGAGAUCAAACUUGAACGUCCUGCUACCCGCGCGGCAUCAACUCACACGACUUGCACUGAAGUCUUUGACGACUCUUCCCUGCUGAAGCUCGGGACAGACGCUGCCUGCUACUGGAAGGAGGACGGACUUUCCCUCUUCAUCGGCCUCGGCAGCGAUCACUCUCUGAGGAUCGGAGACACGCUCUCCACCAGGAAGCCAGCAGUGGGUUUUGACAACAGCAACACGAUGCUAUGGGAGGAGAGAGUCUACCUGUGGGACGGUCGGGCAGACCCGUGCAUCCUCCUCUCGUCAUGGGUCGAGCUCGGGGCCCUGGCAAGAGCGAUGGACCCUUCCUCUACCUGCGGCCUCUUCGUGACAGGAGGGAUGGGAGCAGAAAUGACUUCAGAGUUCGAAGUUUGGCUCUGCGCCGACGACGGACCGGGCCUCGCCGUCUGCCCCAGCACGGCCCUCUGCUCCUCUGCUCCCGUCAGCAACGUCUCUUACGCGUACCCCCUUCCUCUCAACACCCCGGACAGUCCUGCUCUCCCGGACGUUCCUCCUCCUCCCUCCUGGCGCAGCGUCGAAGGGCACAAGACGAUGCGAGCACCGCUGAGCCUUGAUGAGCACCGGGAGCAGGCGAGCAGGGAGGAGGUAAAGAAGCUGCGGGCAGUUACAAACGUUCCUGCGAGCAAGGAAUGGGCAUGCUUCAGGUAUCAUGAGCCGUCGGGGGAGUGGCGGUGGUGGGGUUUUAACUCCGAGCUUCAACUAGUGAAGCAGGACGAGACAAGUGUUGUAUCGUAGUGAAGACAAGAUUUUAUCUUG
Guillardia theta CCMP2712 is the source of this 2590-nucleotide messenger RNA. RefSeq lists its product as hypothetical. Gene Ontology annotation, molecular function: hydrolase activity, hydrolyzing O-glycosyl compounds. Bases 584 to 2569 code for a protein of 661 amino acids. The transcript is spliced from 4 exons. NCBI's taxonomy places the organism in Eukaryota, Cryptophyceae, Pyrenomonadales, Geminigeraceae. The record is from RefSeq and is a predicted model, not a curated record. Gene Ontology annotation, biological process: carbohydrate metabolic process.